AUGACCAUCCUGUCCUCCCGCCUGAUCGGCAACGCCGGCACCCAGGGCGGCGGCGUCUACGCCGGCCAGGACGUCGCCCUCCUGGCCCUCUCCUCCACGUUCGCAUCCAACAGCGCCGCCGACGGCGGCGGCCUGCAGUGCGAGGAGUGCCAGGCGGUGGCCGCCCGCGCGCUCACCUUCUUCAACAACACGGCGCGAUCCGGCGGUGGAGCAUCCCUGGUCGGCUGCGCGGGAGGGGCCACUUUUAACGGAUCGCGGUUUCUGAACAACACUGCGUUUGACAACGGGGGAGGGGCGAGGCAUGUUGAGUGCAGCCUGGAGGGGGGCGGCGGGCUGUGCGUGGUCACGGGGCCGGGCAACGUCACCCUGAGGGCGUGUUCCCUGGGCGGGAACGCCGCGGGCAACGGUGGCGGGUUGUUUGCGCGGCACGACUGUGAGUUCGCGGAGGGGGAGCCGUGCGGGCGGGUGCUGCUGACGGGCGGGACGGCCUUCGAGGGCAACGUGGCCCGAUCGGGAGGCGGGGGGGCGCUGCACUGGAAGGACGCCACCGGGCUGGCCGUGCGAUGCUCGCCAUCCGCGGCGGUGUACGCCGAUGGGCAAGGCAACUCAACGGGGGUGCCCCUGGGAUGCGCAUCGUGGCAGGGGAACAGGGCCACUCAAGGGGGGUACGGGGACGUUUCGGCCACGGGCGCGCACGCCCUGGGCCUGGAGUCCCCCGCGGCGGUGUUCAACUACAGCAGCGACACGCCCAUCCCGGCGCUGUUGACGAUCGAGGACUACUACGGGCAGGUGGUGAGCGGCGGGCUGCCGGAGGCCACGACGCUGAUACGGGUGGAGACGGCGGACGCGGCGCAGCUGGAGGGGCAGACGUCGCUGCCCACGGUGCGCGGGAGGGCGGAGUUCACUGGCCUGACGAUGAAGGCAAGACAAGGGUCGUACACCCUGAGGUUCCUGGCCGACGACCUGGCACUGGACGCCAUGCCAGUCACAGUCUCGGUGCGGCGCUGUGCACGGGGGGAGGUCAGGAACGAGGAAGGCGAUAAGUGCACGACCUGCGGGUACAACACCUUCAGCUUCAAUCCCGACAACCAUACUUGCGACGAGUGCCCCAGGCACGCGCAAUGCCCCGACCUGACCGCAGGCAACAUACUGAUCCCGGAUGACGGCUACUGGCACUCCCAUCCGAACAGCCCGCAGGUUGGCGUGACUCUGUGA
This is a messenger RNA of Ostreobium quekettii, 1215 nucleotides long. Lineage: Eukaryota; Viridiplantae; Chlorophyta; Ulvophyceae; Bryopsidales; Ostreobiaceae. The record is from the annotation of a GenBank genome assembly.